AUGUCGGCGAUACGGAAAAUCAUGCAGCGUCAGUUGUUUCAAAUUGACGAUGAAAGGAUCCAGUCGAUCAUAAAUGUGAUAAAACUCGACGGAAAAAAGAAAAAACAUCAAACUUUCUUGUGUUUGGCAGGUAUUGAAUCAUUAUUCGUUUGGAUUUUGUAACUUAAUGAGAAAACUUACCAGUGACUAUUGAACAUCCCAUCGCGGUCCGGCUGUAUUUCGUGAAAGGCGAACGGGACGACACAUUCAAAAAGAAGGAGCGUUUUAAUUUACGCGAAGUGCGGGAAAUCGAUGGAAUAAAUCCCAAAAAGGUCGGUUCAACUUUUUUUCUGAAAAAUCAUGAUAUGAAUCGUAUUUUUUUACCUCUGAUUACAUUGAAAUUUUAUAGUUCAAUCUUGAAAAAUUGCUGAGGUGCUCUGAAAAAUGGAACCGGUCAAAUUUAUCGAAGAAAAAUAUUGCUAAGGCGUUUAAAAAUUUCGUUAAAAGUUUAUAAGUACAUUUUUAUCUGUUGGCUGUGAAACAUUAAUAUGAUCAAUCUUGUAUACACAGGCGAAGUCCAAGCGACCUCAAAAAAGCCUUUAAAAAGAGCCUGAAGCUCUUUUUAAGAUCCUAAAAAGGUGUCCAAAGUUUCUCGAAAUCUUUUUUUAUUCUUCUCUUUUCCGCCUUCUUCUUUUUUCACCUUCCUAAAAGGUUCUUUUCAAGAAAAUUUAAAAAAAAGGCGCUUUUGAGGUCUUCUUUUGAAAAAUCCUUUUUGAGACCUUUGGAUUUUGCCAUUGAAAUUCUCAUUCUAGCAGCCAUUCAUUCGAACAAAAAGCUGAAAUCGACAAUUUUGGGAAAUCGAUCUGUUUUUAGCCUACGACAGAACUUCACAUCACGAUAGGAGACCGACGUUUUGUGAUCAUCAGUGGCUCAACUGAAGAGAAAGAAGAAUUCAUUCGAGAGCUCUACAAGGUCAGUUUUGAAUUCGGAACUGACAUUUAUCAUGAUGCUUCUCCAGCUCUCAGCUCAGUAUUUGCCGGUUCAAAUGCCUGAUUUUUGCAACGUCUCUAUCCCAAUGAUGGAAAACGACGCGAUGAUAAUCCCUGUAGAACUUCCUCCCGACGCUGGAGAUGAUCAGAACGAUUAUCAAGUUAAUUUUUUUUGAGUGCUCAGUCCAAUCUUUAUAUUCUAGCCAAUCACAGCGCGGGAAGAGGCAGAUUUCCGGAAGCUGUUGGGAAAAGCAAAUCUAUCAAUGGGUCAAAUGAAUAUCUUUGCCGAGGUCUUUCGAUCAAGCCUUCAAAGCUCAAAAAUAUAUUCAGAUGCUCACGGAGCAGCUGCAAUCGCUCGACGGAGCAAAUAUCCAAUCAAUGAUGGCCAGUGAAAAUGCAGUAAACCAACUUGUUUCACUGAUUGGCUCGGCCAAUUCCAGUGGAAAACAGGUGGAAGAUGAGUUCGACACCUGUGACAAUAUUCUCGCGGUGAGGCUCUGAUUUCUAUUUUUUAAACGAUGGUCCUCUUUCAGUACGUGAGAAACAGCGUGGAGCUGAUCGAAGAAAAGGAUAGUUUAUCGGUUGUGGAACGUAGGAACAAGAGCAAGUUGUACGACGAAGUACAGUCUUUUGUCUCUGCUUUGCAAGCCGUUACCGACGACCAUUUGGAGACUUUGAAACAAGCCAACUUCAGCAAUCCUGAAAGGUAAUUCUGGGUUUUUUUUCCGGAAAUUUACGAAGACAAGCUAAGAGAACUUAAAAAGAUUUCCCAAAAUUAAGUUUAAAAGAAGCUCAGCAAAAUAUGUUCUUCACUGGCAUAAGUUUAGACAUUCACGUAAUAUUAAUUGUCUCAACUUAUCUGCGAGAACCAUUUUCCAGCUUGAGUCCUGGUGAAAGAAAACUUACUGCCUAAUUUCAAAUAUUUAGCGGUUUUUGGUAAUUUCAUGCUCGAUGCUUAUAUAGCCGAAAUUAUCUAUUUUCUCAACCUGAAAACAAAAAUCAAAAUUUAUACAAUUUCCUGUUUCACUCAGACUUUUUAAACUUUUUACCCGCAGUAAUCAAGACUUGUUUGCAGUUUUCCUGCUCAGUUUCGAUAUUUCUGGAAUUUUCAGCGUGCACAAGUGUACCGACGCCGCCCGAGCCGUUUCUCAGUUCUGGCAUGGCCGAAUUUCCAAACCGAUGCUUGCCAUGGAAGCCUAUCAAGAUCGAAACAAUCAACUUGGGGCGAUUGAUCUGUUCGUGGACAGAUUAAUGUCCCAUCUUUCCGCUCUUUUCGUCAAUCUGGUUGGUUCUCAAAUUUUCGAACUUCAGCUUAGAACAUAAAAUUUGAGAAUGACCUCUCUUUGGAUCAAGAAUGGCACGAUUUAUGCAUCCCAAAGCAGUCUCAACGUUUUCGGGCUCUUUCUCCUCUUUCGGAUCUCAUCAGCUGGUUGAAAGUCAAUAGGUAUUUUCAUUUCUGGGUAAUUUGAAAUGAUUUGCUUGGAAUUUCAGGCCCAAGCCAUAUUCGCUGACAAUGCAGCGUUAUACUGAGACGACUAACCAUCUUUACAAACGUCUAUUUGACAACUUUUUUGACAGUCUCAUUGCUAAAGUUAACAGAAUCAAUGUGGAUAAACCGGACAAGCGCUUGAGUGAGUUUCUGAUCUCCAAUUGAAAGUUACUGUGGUUCUCAGAUACUUCAUCGUUUUCAAACCGAUCGAUGGACAAUACUAGUUUUGGGAGCGAAGUUAGUGAUGGUCCGGACGCUCAGCUGCCUCAGGUUCCAGCUUUUCUUCCUUAUUCUCAAUAAACUUUCCGAUCACAGCUGAUCGAAACUGUUCUGGCUGAACUGAGCGCCGUGAUAGAUGCUGAACAAAAGUUUGUCGUCCGCUUUUUCCACAUCAAUUCUGAGUUGCUCGCUCAAUUCGAAACCACUUCCACUGGCAGUGGAGACAGUUCCAGUUUGGGUAUGCCCUCAAUCAAUUUAUUUUCUUCAUAAAUGAGUUUAGGCGGUCGAAGCAUGGAAAAGUUCAUGAACGAACAAGUGCGCAGCGUUAUGGGCGGUCUUUUUGAGUCUUUGAAUAUUCAUUUGGACAGCUUCUGUCGGGCUAUUUGUAAGCACAAACCUAGGUAAAUUUCCAAAUUAUUUUUCGGGUAAAUUUGAGAAGUCCUGGUCGCCCUUGAAAUGGCUACAGAAGUUGUUUCUUUUGAGCUGUGGACAUUCUAUCGGUGAUAAAUUCCUAGACCAUCAUAUUUUGUUUCCUUGGCCUCGAUUAAACCCAAAUUUGAACAUUUCUCUUUCCAGCAACGUACUUCUGCUUUUCGUGAUAAUGUCAAAAAAAGUUCUCUCGCCCUUGGACUCCAGCUCAUACUUUUCAGUAACUUUUGGUAGUCUCGUCGUUCUGAUCAAACGUCAAUUCGACGCUUUCAUGGUUUGAAACGUAAAAACUUCAAUAAUUCAAAAUUUUUUCAGGAGAGCGAAGGACAAGCCUAUGCAGAUGUGAAAGUCCCAAAAAGGACAAGAAUUGGGAUCCUACCAACAAUUCUGCGUUUCGAAAACUUUGUUCGGAAUGCUGAGACAAUUUUUGAAGGUGCCGAGAGGAGAACAGAUUUGGAAAAAUGGUUGGUUUUUUUUUCGAAUUGAAGUCUAAGUAGUUUUUCGUUUUAGGUAUAGUCAUUUAUACCGUUGUCUGUGCGACGGUAUUCAGCGUGCUUCGGCAAAUCCAAACAGCAAAUCGCCUCCUUCUGUCGUCAAGUUUGAGAACUACCAUCAGCUAUAUUGUCAGAAAAAUGGUUUUCCAACAUAUCCAAGAUUCCUGUUUCAGUGACCCUUUCCGAGUUGAAAAUAACUUGUCUUGAUCGGCAGCGCAAAGAUGCCAAAGCUUUGAAAGAAGAGCAUAUUGACGCUUAUGUCAAGGAAUACAUGGGUAGACCUUUGGAAAAGAUUCAGGUUAAUAAUAUCCUUUUGAUUUUUCUUGAUUAUGAAGUUUAUUUAGUCUUUCUUUGAUCAUGUCAAUGACGCGAUCGAACUACGCGGAGUGAAACCAGAAGAAGUUUCUUAUCAACCUCAGUUCAGUCGCCUGGAGCUCAAAAAGGUUGGAUUUCCAUGUGAUAACGUCAAAUGUCUCAAUUUUGAGGUGAUUUCGCAAUACCCUGGGAAAGAAGUUAAGAAAGGACUGGACCAGCUGUACAAGAAAAUUGAAAAAAGCCUGGUUGAGAAUUCUUCUCUUCUUCAAGUUGUCUGGCGCAACAUGCAGGUAUACAGAAAAAAAUGGUUCAAACUAGACAUCAGCAACUUUAUAGGAGCAGUUUCUGAAGCAACUUCACGAGUAUCACAAAUUGAUCCAGUCUUGCUAUCCGGGAUCAAAAAUCGACUUGGAUGUUUCGACGGACGACGUCCUGCGCUUUUUCUCCGAGAUUGCUCAGCAGCAUUAA
Molecule: messenger RNA, 4382 nt
Organism: Caenorhabditis auriculariae
Lineage: Eukaryota; Metazoa; Nematoda; Chromadorea; Rhabditida; Rhabditidae
Source: the annotation of a GenBank genome assembly